This is a messenger RNA of Rhodamnia argentea, 4237 nucleotides long. RefSeq names its product G-type lectin S-receptor-like serine/threonine-protein kinase At2g19130. Gene Ontology annotation, molecular function: protein serine/threonine kinase activity; ATP binding. The transcript has a single exon. NCBI's taxonomy places the organism in Eukaryota, Viridiplantae, Streptophyta, Magnoliopsida, Myrtales, Myrtaceae. The coding region runs from base 54 to 2360 and encodes 768 amino acids. Gene Ontology annotation, biological process: protein phosphorylation; recognition of pollen. The record is from RefSeq and is a predicted model, not a curated record.
UUGCUAACUCACCAUUUCAAAACCACAGUUUGUGAAAGAAAGAGCAACGGAAAAUGAGUUGCAUAAUUCCUUUUAUUUUGCUUCUUUUCGCUGUUUCAUUCACCCCCUCUUUGUCCGUAAGCACCAACACUAUCUUUCCCAGCGAGUCUCUCUCUGGAAACCGGACGUUGAUCUCUCGAGAAGGAACGUUUGAGAUGGGCUUCUUUUCACCAGGUAACACUGGUAACUACUACAUUGGCAUUUGGUACAAAGGAUUACCUCAAAAGACUGUGGCUUGGGUCGCAAAUAGGAACCGUUCGGUGUCUGACCCUUUCUCCUCGGAGUUGAAGCUCCUGCAGGACGGUAAUUUAGUCAUACUCGAUUCAUCCAAGCGCCAAAUCUGGUCGACCGGCUCAACAUCACUCCUGCAUAAUUCAACUUCAGGAGUGCUCCUUGACAGUGGAAAUUUCGUUUUAAGGAUGAAAUCCGAUGUGUCUAGUGUUGUUUGGCAGAGUUUCGAUCAUCCCACUGAUACGUGGAUGCCAGGUGCCAAGUUUGUAUAUAGUUCACGUACGUCUGAACGGACGGUUUUGGUGGCUUGGAGAGAUUUAGAUGAUCCAGCUCCGGGGAUAUAUUCUGCAGUCCCGGGAACAGAAGGAACAAUUGAGUUAGUGCUAUUUAACAGGUCGGUAGCCUACUUGCAUGGCAGCGACUGGACUGGGCCCGAUUACGGCCAUCAGCCUUCACUGAACCUGGAAAACGUGAUAAAUUUCACCUUUGUUUUGAAUGAGAAUGAGACCUCCUCCAAAUAUUUCUUAAUUGCUCCUUAUAAUCUUUCUAGAAUUGUAGUCGAACCGACGGGGCUGCUCAAGCAAUUAGUAUGGGCAAAGCAUGUCCAGGAAUGGAAAGUGCUUUGGAGACAGCCAGCAGAAAAGUGUGAGAUUUAUCCCUUUUGUGGUGCUUCUUCUAACUGCAAUCAGAGCAAUGUACCGCUUUGUAAUUGCGAUCUUGGCUACUUAGAUGAUCUGAAACUGGAAGAUCAUCUGGGCAGAUGCAAAACGAGAUCUGCGUCGGAAUGUAGUGAUGACAGGAAAGAUGAUUUUUUCCUCAUACCUAAUGUACGGUUGCCAAAAAAUUCUUAUGAGUUCAUGGUUGAAGACAUUGAAGAAUGCAGGUUAUCGUGCUUGAGCAACUGUUCAUGCAGUGCAUAUGCUUAUGAUGCUAACUGUCAGGUAUGGACGGAUGCGAAGUUUUUGGUUGAACGUUUGACUGAUGAUGCAAUUGUGAGAGAUUUUUUUGUCCGGAUCGCAGCAUCGGACUUGUUGGAGGAGCAUAAGAAAAAGAGGAAACCCGUUUCGAAUUUCAUAACAGCAGUUGUAGUUGUUUCUGGAGCUUUUCUUGUGGUCCUUAGUGUGUCGCUGGUGAUCAUUAGGAGGAGAGGGUCUGCUCGUACAGCGGACGGCCAUUUGAUGCAUUUUGAAUAUCGAGUUCUGAAGAAGGCGACAAAGAACUUCUCUGAGAAAAUUGGGGAAGGCGGGUUUAGUUCUGUUUUCUGGGGUACACUGCCAGACUCAACUCCUAUAGCAGUGAAGAAACUUAUGAACCAAAACCAAAGUAACAAACAGUUCCUUGCGGAAGUUAGAACUAUAGGAACAAUACAGCACGUCAAUGUGGUUCGACUGCGCGGAUUUUGCGCUGAAGAGUCGAAAAGGUUCCUUGUAUACGAGUACCUUGCAAAUGGUUCGCUCGCAGCUCAUUUGUUUAAGAAUGGUUCCAACACCCUCGAUUGGAAAACCAGAUACCGCAUCGCCAUCGGGACUGCUAAAGGAUUGGAGUACCUCCAUGAGAGGUGUCGAGAUAGCAUCAUACACUGCGACAUCAAACCGGAGAAUAUACUGUUGGAUUCAGAACUUGAACCACUGAUUGCUGAUUUCGGCCUCGCGAAGAUUGUGGGACGGGAUGUCAGCCGCGUCAUUACCACCGUGAGGGGAACCAGAGGGUACCUUGCACCAGAAUGGAUUUCAGGAGGAGCCAUCACGUCGAAAGUGGAUGUUUUCAGCUACGGAAAGCUGCUAUUUGAACUCAUUUCAGGAAAGAGAAACAUUGAGGAGCUGAACAGUGAUAUGCACUAUUAUGUCCCGCUUCAGGUAGCUAAUUCAAUAGCCAAAGGAGAAGAAGUCUUGCCACUCGUGGACCGCAGAUUGAACGGACUCGUGGAGAUGGAAGAAGUGUGCAGAGCAUGCAAAGUAGCUUGCUGGUGCAUCCAAGACAGCGAGAAAGACAGACCAACAAUGUCUCAGGUGGUUCAGAUUUUGGAGGGGGUGGUGAUAGUAGAAAAGCCUCCAGUCCCAAGAAAUUUGUUGCAACUUUUAGGAAGUUAAAAGAGUGAAGCAUUAAAGAAAGCACUAUGUACUUUCUUUUACAAUUUAUGGGCGCUGUAGCCCCAAUUCGUACUCUUUGAGUCUCUACAGUUAUAGGUAUGUACCUCUUUGGCCGAGGCCACUCGAUACGUAUAGACACUGAUGUACUGAAUGGCCUUGAAUCUUCAUCAUGCUUACCAGACUUUUUAGGUUACGACCAUUUGCUACCGUAUCUCCAACCUCCCACGGCAGAACGUUCGGUUUAGGAGUUCGCUGUCUAUUCAGCUUGUGUCUAUUCCUAAUGAAGUUGGAUGAACUGUUUAAACAUUCAAAUGAUGCCCUUAUGGCCGCCUAAUAGAAACCCUUAGACACUCGAUCGUUGGUAGACGCUCAGGCCAGUAGAGGCAUAUGCUGCUCAGUGCGCCAUGCGCCCGGUGAUCUUUACUAAAAGGCAAAACAAUAGUUUGGUCCAUGCCAACCCCGUAGCUACCUGAUUUCGCCAAGUAAUACCUAGGGCUGUGCAACCGGUAUAGUUCUACCCGAGAACCUGACUAAAAUGGCUAUGAACAUAGGUUCAGUUCCAAAAAUUUGUAACCGGUAUUGUGCGAGUAAGUUCCAGAUUCUGGAUGCUGAAUCCACCCACCCAUCCGAGAACCAGCGAUCAGAACUUGUUUUAUUAACUUAGAAGAAGAUGACGUAUAUUUCUUAAAUGAACUUAACUUCCCUGUUGCAUUAUUUCUGUUUGUUUUGCAUCGAUAAUUAUUUUGACCAUACUAUUUGGCUGUAAUGGCUAUUUGUCUCAAUUUUGUCACCUAUAAAUCAGUUCUCGAGUGUAGCCUGAAACCAGACCAGAAAAGAAUAGGUUCCAGGUUCAUUGAGAACGGGUUCUAAUAGGGUAAAUCCCAGAGUUUAAAGUUCAGAACUUACCCACCCUGAAACUGAUUACUCGUAAUAAUAUCCAACUCCUUUGCAUAGUCUGUUUGAUGAUGAGGAAAAUUGUCCAAAAAGUCCUAAACCUAUUGCACUUUCGUCAAUUAGACAUUAGAGAGAAUACUUGUUUUUUCAAUGCAACUGACUUGGCAUGGCAAGCACACUGUUCUCGAGCAGACUACAGAAUUUUUUCCUCACAAGUUUGGUCAUCCAGGUGAUCCUGCCGUAGGAUCUGUAAUUGGUGAAAGGGAGGUGAGCUCGUAACUGAGACAUCAAAUGAACUUGAUCCAUUAACUGCAAUUGCACAAAUCAGAGUCCUGUCUGGAAUUUGUGCAAGUGUUAGCACUGCACUGCAUGUGCUUAUGCACUGUUUUGCACCUGUCGUGCCGUUUCCUUAACACAUGUUUUAGAGCUGCAAGAGCAUGAAUAUAUUCCGGCAAAAAAAUGUCGUUUGUCUCUUUGAGCAUUAAUGUCGUUUUGUCUCUUUGAGCCUUCUUCUUCCUCCAUCUGUUACAUACUCUGAGAGCAGACUAUAAUUAACGGAACUUAUGUUUUCAUUUGAUUGAUCAUGCCGUGUGACAGCCUCUCUCAUUAAUGAAGAGUCGACACAUAAAAUCAAAAAGAGAAAAAGAUGAUCAAAUAUGCAGCCUUUGGGAAGUUUUUUUAGCAGAGGCAUCUGGGAGACGGUCUGAGGAGAAUGAAAAUGCAGACACGGCAAACACGGUCGAGAAACGGUCUUAAAUGAGAUCUGCAACAUUUUUGUCCAAGAGUUUGCCUAUCAUAGAAGGUGUCCUCAGGACCAAGUUCUCCUGUAUGGAUAGCUGAGGACUGCAAAAUGUAUGCCCCUGUAGCUGACUCUCGUUUAAUUUGCAGGGCUGAAUCUUGAAAUGCUCUUGAAUAUGAAACAUAAUCCAUAGUUAUGUAUCAGUUUGGAUUGUCUUAUUGGGCAAUAUCAGAUUCAACAUUUC